GAAGAGAAAAGAUAAAAAAGGAAGAAAGUGAGAAAAGUGUGAAUAAAAAUAUAUCCUUCCAAUAAUAGUCCUUGUAUUUUUGUUCUCCAACUUUCUUUUUUUUUUCUAUGCUACAAAAAUAGUAGAUACUUCGAUGUAUUUUUUUUUUUUUUUUCUCUCACUAAAAUAUAGCUCUCCUUCCCAGUUUAUUACUCUGCAACAUACCAUACUAAUCUUUAUGCAGUGUGUCAAAUUACUUUCGUUGAAGAAGUGAUUGUCUACUGCCAUCCUGAUCUGGUAGAUGAUGGAUGUGGUGCGAAAUCUGUACUAGGGCAUGAAAGACUGAAAGUCGUCAAGAGCCUUUCCACUGAGUCCUCUCCAUCGUAGCUCCACCAUUUUUUUUUUGACAGGAGAGCCGAAAAGAUGGACAGGUCCAGACUGGAUUUAAGAUUUCAUCAUUCGGGGUCAACACAAUCAGAUGAAUCUGCUCUAGAUUUGGAAAGGAACUACUCCUAUCCUAAUCUGCCUUCCUCAUGUCCAUCACCCCUUCAACCGUUUGCAUCAGGUGCUCAGCACUCUGAAAGUAGUGCUGCCUACUUCUCAUGGCCUACUUCAAGUCGAUUAAGUGAUGCGGCAGAAGAUAGGGCAAACUACUUUGGAAACCUUCAAAAGGGGGUGCUGCCUGAAACUCUGGGGCAGUUGCCAACGGGGCAGCGAGCUACCACCUUGCUCGAGCUGAUGACCAUUAGGGCAUUUCAUAGCAAGAUCUUGCGCCGGGUUAGUCUUGGCACUGCAAUUGGGUUUCGAAUCCAAAAGGGUGUGCUUACAGAUAUUCCAGCUAUUCUUGUCUUCGUGGCCCGCAAAGUUCACAGGCAAUGGCUCAAUCACGUCCAGUGUCUACCUGCUGCCCUUGAGGGGCCAGGAGGUGUAUGGUGUGAUGUCGAUGUUGUGGAAUUCUCGUAUUUUGGUGCACCUGCUCCAACUCCUAAAGAACAAUUAUAUACUGAGCUUGUAGAUGGCUUGAGGGGUAGUGAUCCAUGCAUUGGUUCUGGCUCCCAGGUUGCAAGCCAAGAGACUUAUGGAACUUUGGGUGCUAUUGUAAAAAGCCGAACUGGAAAUAGACAGGUUGGCUUCCUUACAAAUCGGCAUGUGGCAGUAGAUUUGGACUACCCAAACCAAAAGAUGUUUCAUCCGUUGCCACCCAGCCUUGGACCUGGGGUGUAUCUUGGUGCUGUAGAGAGAGCAACAUCAUUCAUAACAGAUAUUCUUUGGUAUGACAUCUUUGCUGGAACGAACCCAGAAACAUUUGUACGAGCUGAUGGGGCCUUCAUACCUUUUGCAGAAGAUUUUAACAUGAAUAAUGUGUCUACAUCUGUAAAAGGGGUGGGUGAGAUAGGUGACGUAAACACCAUAGAUUUGCAGUCUCCUAUUAACAGUCUCAUUGGACGGCAAGUGGUCAAAGUUGGAAGAAGUUCUGGGUUGACUGUAGGGACCAUAAUGGCCUAUGCCCUAGAGUACAAUGACGAAAAAGGGAUUUGUUUCUUUACUGAUUUUCUUGUUGUUGGAGAGAAUCAGCAGACAUUUGACCUUGAAGGUGAUAGUGGAAGCCUUAUUCUCUUAACUGGCCAGAACAGGGAGAAGCCACGACCUGUUGGGAUCAUUUGGGGUGGGACAGCUAAUCGGGGUCGGUUGAAACUAAAAGUUGGACAAUCCCCAGAAAACUGGACUAGCGGAGUUGAUCUUGGGCGCCUUCUUGACCUCCUUGAACUUGAUCUCAUCAUAACCAAUGAAGGGCUUCAAGCUGCGAUGCAAGAGCAGAGGAAUGCUUCAGCAGCAGGGAUUGGUUCCACAGUUGGGGAGUCAUCUCCUGCUGACCGGUUUCCAUCAAAAUAUAAAAUUGAAGAGAACUUCGAGCCACUUGGUUUCAAUGUCCAGCAUGUUCCAGUUCAACUCGAGCCGUAUAAGGAAAAGAAUCCACCAUACAUGCAUGAGUUUCAUAUAGAAAAUGGAAUCAAAACAUCUCCAAGCAUAGAACACCAAUUCAUUCCAAGUUUUGGUGCCAGAUCUCCAGUUCGUCAAAGCAACAACCGAGAGAAUCAUCUAGAAUCUAAAAAUCUCUCAGCAUUGAGGAAUGGCUCUGAUGAAGAGGUUUUUGUUUCUUUGCAGUUAGGUGAGCCCGAAUCAAAGAGAGGUAAGCAUUCCAAUUGGUCCUUUGGCAUCCAAGAACCAUAAUGAAGAGGGAACAAGAAACUUGUUCACACAAAUUGCUUAUCUAUUCCCGCUUUUAAUCGCAGGGAUAUGAAUCCUGAAUUGCUAGUAUCUCUAGUGUCAAAACUGCAAAGAAAAUGAGGUUCAUCUAUUUUGGGACCGAUUACCUUUCUUUUUAGCUUGUUUUGGUCAAGGUUACCACUAUAGGCCGUUACAUAUAUAUAUAUAUAUAUAUAUAUAUUUAUAUAUAUAUAUGAGUCAUAUGAUAUUUCAAUUUCACUUUUUAUCUUCGAUGAUCUGUACCAUUCCAAGUCAUAUAUAGUUCCAUGAGCACUCCUGAAGUGGGAGUGUGAAAACAGUUAUUGUAAGUCAAGCAUAUUGUAAAAUGUUAAUUUUGGCAA
Juglans regia (Persian walnut) is the source of this 2588-nucleotide messenger RNA. RefSeq names its product protein NARROW LEAF 1-like. NCBI's taxonomy places the organism in Eukaryota, Viridiplantae, Streptophyta, Magnoliopsida, Fagales, Juglandaceae. The record is from RefSeq and is a predicted model, not a curated record. The coding region runs from base 403 to 2211 and encodes 602 amino acids. The transcript has 6 exons.